Linum trigynum is the source of this 1057-nucleotide messenger RNA. The record is from the annotation of a GenBank genome assembly. Lineage: Eukaryota; Viridiplantae; Streptophyta; Magnoliopsida; Malpighiales; Linaceae.
CACAUCUUCCCUCUUCCCACCGUAUCCCCUUCUUCCCCAUCAAAUCCCCACCUCCCCACCUCCACUACUUCCCAUCCCUUCCGCCAUCAAAAUCUAAAAGCCUCUUCUCCUCCACAUUCCCUUCCUCGGAGCAAGAACAAGAAGGAGAAGGAGAAGAAGCGAAGAGGAAUGAAGAAAAACAAACAAAAUGUAUAUCACAAUCCCCACCAACCUCUCCAACCCAAUGUUGAUGCUCAACCCAUAGCUCGUCGCCGGCAGCAGAAGCUCCGUCUCCUUCCUCCUCCCAAAAUAACCAUCCCUCUCUCGAUCCACCAUCUUAUGCUCUGCCUCCCAAUACAUCCACAACAACAACUCCACACUCUCCGCCUAUUCGCCUCUCCAGAAGAAGACCACGUGCCGGUUCGACAACGUAAGGCCUGUCGUGCGGCUCCGACGGCCUCCCGCACCUGAUUGUGAGCGGUGACCAGAAGCACUGGGGCGAGUUCGUGAUCAAAGGGGUUCUGUUCCACGUCGCCGGGUGGAUCGGGUAGGUGGGUCGGAGCUACCAGAUUGCCAUUAGUGGUGAGAAGAAGCCUGUCAUCAUCGAUGUUCCCCUAGCUACUGGGAUGAUCUUCAUAGGCUUAUCUUAGCUCAUUUAUGCUUACAGAGAGUUCCUCAACGAAUACCUAGUUGUUAAGGAUGUUUGAAAUCUGAUUUUGAUUUUGGGUUGGGAAAACAGUUAAGAGAAGGGUUUUGUUCAUUCGCUUGGGAAUGUGUGUAAUUACUUUUUAUUCACUCCAUAAUCGUCUUUGGUCCCUCAUAUGUCGUCAUCUCCAUCUCCACCUUGCGAUGAGGCCGGGCCUGGCCGCCAUCCCCCGGCUCCGAGGCAGGCGGAACUAGAGGCACGGGCGCCGCUGCCGGAGCAGCCCUUGCGCCAUCGAGGCCGUGCGAUUCGCCGUCCAUUUUGGGGGAUGCGAGAGGAGAGGACAGUGGGGAAGCCUAGGGAUUUUAAUUGGGGAUGAUUGUCAAGUUUUUUUGUGUGGUUAUUUUGUGUUUUUAAUAAAAAAUUUUAUCUCAG